AUGUCUUCUGAUCUUCUCAAAUCCAUUCCUCUGCCGUCUGUCGACCGGCCAUUUGGCAUUCACCUAUGGCCUAUUUUCGAGAAGGCCUUUACAGCCGUGAUGGGCUACGCCCCUCAGGAUUUCCGCUUCGUUGACGGCAAAACGCCCAUGUCCACCCUGUCCGCCACCGCUACGAUGCUUGUGACCUACUAUGUGGUCAUCUUUGGUGGCCGCGAAAUCAUGCGCAACCGUCCAGCAUUCAAGGCGAACGGUCUUUUCAAGAUCCACAACUUCUACCUGACCGCAAUCAGUGCCAUUUUGUUGGCUCUCUUCAUUGAGCAGCUGCUGCCGACUUUGGUCAGAGGCGGCACCUUCCAUGCUAUUUGCAACUACGACGGUGGUUGGACUAAUGAGCUCGUGAUCCUCUACUACCUUAACUACCUGACCAAAUACCUCGAAUUGAUUGACACCGUCUUCCUGGUGGUUAAGAAGAAGCCGUUGACCUUCCUUCACACCUACCAUCACGGUGCUACCGCUCUCCUCUGCUACACUCAGCUCAUCGGCCACACUGCCGUCUCCUGGGUUCCCAUUACCUUGAACUUGACCGUCCACGUUGUUAUGUACUGGUACUACUUCCAGAGUGCUCGCGGUAUCCGCAUCUGGUGGAAGCAGUGGAUCACCCGUCUUCAGAUUAUCCAAUUCGUUAUUGACCUUGGUUUUGUCUACUUUGCCUCCUACACCUACUUCACCAGCACCUACUUCCCCUGGCUGCCUAACGCUGGCAGCUGCGCCGGUGAGGAGUUUGCUGCCUUCUCCGGUAUCGCCAUCCUCAGCUCCUACCUCCUCCUCUUCAUCUCUUUCUACCUGGCCACCUACAAGAAGUCGGGCAAGAAGGGCUCCGGCGCCGCCAAGAAGGCCGUUGUCGACAUGAAGAACGUUCAGGUCCCCACUGUUGAAGACACCGUCCACGAGACCAAGGCGGUGCUUGCCAACGGCAACGGCGUGGCAACUGCAAACGGUGCCAGCCCCAAGGGCCCCGUCACUCGCUCGCGCAAGGCCUAA
Xylona heveae TC161 is the source of this 1041-nucleotide messenger RNA. Its product is annotated as fatty acid elongase. Bases 1 to 1041 code for a protein of 346 amino acids. Gene Ontology annotation, cellular component: endoplasmic reticulum membrane. Gene Ontology annotation, molecular function: fatty acid elongase activity. The record is from RefSeq and is a predicted model, not a curated record. The transcript is spliced from 4 exons. Gene Ontology annotation, biological process: fatty acid elongation, monounsaturated fatty acid; fatty acid elongation, polyunsaturated fatty acid; sphingolipid biosynthetic process. Lineage: Eukaryota; Fungi; Ascomycota; Xylonomycetes; Xylonales; Xylonaceae.